UCGUUGCAGUCUAUACAAUUUACAAGUCGCAAUAGGUCACCAUUGUCAUCAUUCACCGCAGUAGGUUGUCACGUUUUUCAUUGGUGUUGUUGAUUGUCGGCGUGAAAUAAUUAUGGGAGAUCCUGAGGAGAACCGGGUAAUACUGGUACUCAAUGGAACUCGAGUUCCAGCACAGAGGGACAAAUUAAUCAAAUAUAGCCGCUACUUCUCAGCAUUAUUUUCUGAGAACUUCAAAGAUCAUCAGCAGGAUGAACAGCCAAUCAAUUUCUCUGUAUCACUGAAUACCCUCAAGGAUUUCAUCAGUUGGACUGAGGAGACAAAGGAGAAGGAAAAAAAACUCCGGACGCACAAAGUGGAGAGCUGCAUGGAAAAAUUUAAAAAAAACCGUGACUUUAAUGCCUUCGAGCUUCUGGAUCUCAGCGUGGUUUUGCUGUGUGACAAACUGACAAAUGAUCUCACUUCGACAAUAAUUCUACACUGGAUGACGAAUGAGAAUAUUCUUCAUAUCUGGACGAUAGCAGAGGCUCUGGGGCUGGAUAAACUGAGAGACGUGGCCCUUGGGGCUUGUCUCGACAGAUUCGAGGAUAUUCCGAUCCCCUUUCUGCUACAGCUCGACCUAGAGAACUUCAUGAAACUCGUGGGAAGUGCCAACAUCAAGUGCGCCAAGGACUGGCUCAGGAUCGUCUGCAGAAAGGCUGCCACACACUAUUCAUCAUCUGCUAACCAUGAUCCAUCUAGUCAUCUGUAUAAAUCACUGAUGGACAUUUUAAAGCCACCACACAACAUCUGCCCUAAUUGUUCGAACAACGGGCCAAAUUAUGUCUCCUGUGUGGUGGCAUACAAGUCCCUUGAGGGCAAGCCCAAGAUUCCUUGUGUCUACUGGUGGAAAAAUUCCAAGUUCUCGGAGCUUGUCGAUCUCCAGGACAUAGCCAGGGUCAUGGAUCAUGGGACCGAAGUUUUUGGCAGACAAGUCAUAGGGAGGGGUUUCAAUAUUUACGUGAUUGGUGGUGAGAGGGGACUGGGAUCAGGUCGUUUUCUAAAAACAAUCUGGCGUUAUUGUCUGCUCACUCAUACUUGGUUUUCAUUUGCUGAGCUGCCGAGAGCAAGAAGACACAUGGUAGCGGCUUUCAUAAAAAAUAAACUGUACCUGGCCGGUGGCAUUGGCCAGCACCGUCUGCAGCUAUCGAGCGUUGAUGUCCUGGAUAUUUACUCAGGGGAGUGGUCCACAGCAGCUAGAAUUCCUGAGAAGUUCGCCGAAACUCCUCCCUACUCCGUUGUCGAUGGCAUGCUAAUCUACUUCAAGACUCACUUCUACUCAUACCAUCCCGCCACCAACGCUUGGGUUACCCUGAAGAUAAACUUCCCAGAUGACACACCCAUCAUUCACAUUGAUUCAUUGAUGGGUUACGAACACACCCCCUGCGCUAAUGGCGAAAAUGUUUAUGUUGGAAUCGCUGAUCCGGACAAACCGAUGACUCGUCUGUUCAGUUUCCCUGUGCAUCUUUUGAGUGGAAAGCUCACGUUCAUCAGCGAACAGUCCUAUCAUUUUCCCAGGCAGAUAUUCAAUGGUUCAAUGCUCUUCAGCUUCUCAUGCACCGAUGGACGAGUUAAGAUCGAACGUGGAACAUUUGAGGACAUUAACAUCUACCAAUUCGUUGGCAUUCGCAGCACUGUCCUAAAAGGUAUACACGAGUCGGGAUUCCAAAGUCGAUUUGGUUGCUUUAAUGUCAUCGAUCCUGAUAGCAUACAUCAGCAGGCUUCGUUCACUGAUCAUGGGUGCAUGAGAUUUUAAUCACCCCCAGAAAUGACAGAAAAGAGUCAGUGGUUUUGAGUCAUGAAAGUUUAUUCAUCGUACAUGUUGUAACGGAAGCAGUCUUCAAACAAAUCUAUCACGACAUUAAUUAUCGGCUACAGUGAAAUUAAAAAAAAAUUACCACGAUACCAAAGCAAAUGCCGGAUAAGUCGGUGCAAAAAAAUGGAGAGAGAGAGAGAAGACGGUAAAGUGAUACUCGUAGGAUUAUACCUUUGCAAGAUUUCUCGUGAGGAUGCUGGACAACCGCACGAGUACCACAUUCCAGAGACCCAUCCGACACUCGAUCUGAUAGCAUGUAAUCCUUUUUUCUUCGUCGUGUGCUCAUAUUGUUGUAAGUUAUAAUUCGCAUCACUUGGAGUUUUUUAAAGCUCGAAUUAGCGUUGCAAAAGAAAAAGAGAAUAGAAGAGAGAGAGAGAGUGACAGAGAGAGAGAGAGAGAGAGACGUAAAUGUAAUUGGAUGGCUCCUGCUAUCCAAUUCAAGGCGAUAUGACAAAACACACGGAAAAGAAGAAAAAAAAGUUAAAACAAUGUAGUAACAAUAAUAAUAAAUAAGAUGAUUCACUUAAUAUUUUA
Messenger RNA from Fopius arisanus, 2386 nucleotides. RefSeq lists its product as uncharacterized. The record is from RefSeq and is a predicted model, not a curated record. NCBI's taxonomy places the organism in Eukaryota, Metazoa, Arthropoda, Insecta, Hymenoptera, Braconidae. The transcript has 2 exons. The coding region runs from base 113 to 1792 and encodes 559 amino acids. Gene Ontology annotation, molecular function: protein binding.